This is a messenger RNA of Grosmannia clavigera kw1407, 4227 nucleotides long. RefSeq lists its product as uncharacterized. Bases 1 to 4227 code for a protein of 1408 amino acids. The transcript has 3 exons. The record is from RefSeq and is a predicted model, not a curated record. NCBI's taxonomy places the organism in Eukaryota, Fungi, Ascomycota, Sordariomycetes, Ophiostomatales, Ophiostomataceae.
AUGGUCACCACAAUGGCAAUGACGAAGACGAAGACGACCACGACGACCACAGUGCCACGGCCUGCGACUGCGGUCGCAUCGCCAACCACACGGCUGGCAUCCUACGGCACGGCCUGGCCUUCUGCUCUACCUCUGACGGCCAUCUCGUUCAACUCUUCUCGCGCUCCGGAACCGGCCAAGAUGAGCAAGGCUCUUAGAAAACAGCGUCACCAAAGCCUGCCCUCGUCGCUACCGCUGCCGCUGCUAUCCUCGGAGUCCUUGGAAUCGUUGAAGUCCGCAGGCACCCAGCUUCCGUCUCCCUCGGCGUCGGUUCGUACCUCCAGGCGCCGUUCUGCCACGCUUCUCAGCCAGCCUGCUGCUCCCUCCAUGUCCAAGAGUCGCUCGGCUGAGCGAACGGGUCACAGCCGCCGGGAACUGAGUCGGGACAACAGCGUGUCCAUCAGCGUCCACCGUCUACGGAGCAACUCGGGACUCGCCUUGCACACAAAUAGUGCCGCCUUGCGGCGCUACAUUGACUACAACCAGGACGGUUCUACCCGGCUGCCGCCCACGGGCGAGGCACAGGACGACGCCCUCCUGCAGAGCAUCGGAGAGGGCAUCUUGAACGGCAGCAGCCGCAGCAAAAGGGACCGGAUCCCCCCUGGAGCCCCUGACGGACCUGGUCUCUUCAGCCGCGAAAUGGUCUUUGCCGUCCUCCAGGACCCAGAGGCCCGCCGUCGGCUGUGGGACUUUGCUCGCAGCCAGAACAACGAGGAGAACCUGGACUUUCUAGAAAAGGUGGAGGAAUACAACAAGGCUGUGCACGGAGUCGUGGCCCUGCUAGCCGACAUCUCCACCAGGUUCACCGGCCUUGCCGCUACCUGCUCUCUCGGCCUUCCCCAGACCCUUGCAAAGCCUCUCACUGCCGACGUCAUGCACCUUUCGCGAUCCAUCUUGCCCGGCCUCGAGAUGCUGUUUGGAGCUGCCGCUGCCCACAUCGAGGAGCGCAUCAUUCGCGACAUCUACCCGGCUUUUAUCAAGCACCAACUGGACCUCCGCAUGAAGGCAUCGCUGGGCGCCCCCUCUGCUCGCGCGGCACAGGCCCCCUUCCGCUUCACUGGACUCGGUCACGCGUUCUGUCUGACCGACCCCUACCGCCCUGACAAUCCGGUGGUGUACGCCUCGGACAGCUUUGCUCACAUCAUCGGCUAUCCCAAGGCUGAAGACAUCCCUCGCAGCGGCCGCUGUCUCAGCAGCCCCAAGAUGAGGGCGCAACAGGCCAAGGGAGACGAAUUCACGCAGGACAUUGUUUUAAAUCGCCGCUGGUGGGACAAGCAGCCUUAUUGGAGCCAUGUGUCGAUGUGCCCGUUGCUCUCGUCCCGAGGCCAUAUACGCUUUUCCCUCGUUGGGCUGGUUGAUGUCUCGGAUGUGAUCAAAUCAAAAGACGGGAUUUUGGAUGCCCUGAAGUGCGACGGCCCGGCCUGCCUUUUGCCGAAGAAAGGCGUCGAUGGCUCUGAGAAGGCAGGCAACAGCUUACGCCGUAAGAAGGAGCGGCCUUCAUCUCUUAUACUGGAGAAUCCCAGCAACAGCAACCAAAGCAACAGUCCACAAAAGUCGCCAAAAUCUGCGACUUCCUCUUCGACCAAAUCGUUGUUCAACCCUUUCUCUCGAAUGCGGCGCUCUCCAGCAAAUAUCGCGUCUCCCGAGGACCGGUCUCCUACGACGGACGAGAUAAAAAACAAGCCCAAGUCGCCUGAACCAGUCUUGGGACUGUCAAAAGCCAGAACGCCCUCGCCCACCGGCGAAUGUGCUGACAGCAGCCUUCCCAUGUACUCUCGGUUCAUGCUUCUACAAUUCAUGCCUAAAUCGAGCAGAGCGCAUGACAAGGCGGCUCCACCGUCCAUUCCGAAGCAAAGCGGCCGUCACAACAGCUCGGCACAGUCGUCGACAGUGCCACCGCCCGCAAUUCCAACAGAUAGCUCGCGAUUCAAGAUCGCAUUCUGCUCGCACUCUAUGCUGGAGCUGCUCGGACUGGGAGACGCAGGCCAAGAUGCGGUGCUGUACCAUGACGUCUUUGACGUGCUCUUGGAACUUGCUGGUUCAAAUUCUGUUACACCACUCUUCCGUGCGGCUGUGCAGCAACGGAUUGCGGCUGCCGAGCCGGCCAGCCUGGAGCUGUCCAUACCGGCGGGUGGAGCACCGGCGCCGGGCGCGGUCUCUGCUGGCCUCGGCGCUGGCCUUGCGUCGCCCACCGGCAGUCCUGUUGAUGGAGAGGACAGUCUGACAGAUAGCACCUCGCGUCGGGCCAGGCUGUUCUCGUUCAGUCGAUCCAAGAAACACAGCAGCGAGCGAUCCGUCAGCAACAUUGCAUUUGAACGCAGAGGACACGAUUCAAGCAAGACCCAGAAGCUGAUGAGCCACUGGACUCCACUCAAAGACGCCGAUGGCAAAACUGCUUGGAUUGCCCUUGUUAUCUCUCCACUCAUACCAUCCCGGAACGGGAUGAUCGUGAGUCCGACCCUACGCGACGUGAGUGCAAUCCAUCCGGUCUUCUUCCACACCAGCCGGCCACAAAGCGUUCGGAGGGCUACCUUUGGACAAUUUGGACCUGGCCUUCUUCCAGUUGCUCGUUUUCUCAUUUCCCAUUUCCCUCGCCGUCUGCUCGAACGGCUCUCUGGUGGCACUCUCGCCGUAGGGGACGAUGCCUCUUGGGCGUUUUCCAAGCGGGAUCACCGAUCUGACCAGCAGCCGCAUCAUCGGCUGCCUCCACACCGAGUCUCUACCAUCGCCGCGCCACGCGACGUCAUGACGGACGCGAAUCCCAUCCUGCGCAGUCUGCUGGGCUCGCUGACGACCAUCGACCAGCGGCUGAGCUUUAUCGAGACGGCCUUGCGCAUUCCUCCGGCGCCGCGAGCCGGGCCAAAGCUGCCGGCUGUCAGCAGCAGCGUCAGCGUCAGCGUCAGCGGUCGCGAUCCCGACUGGAGCGCAGCCGGUCAGGUAGCCGGUCGCCGGCCGCUUCCCACAUCUGCGCCGUCGUUCUCGUCACUGUCACUGUCGUCCUCGUCGUCCUCGUCCGCCGCAUCGCCGCCUUCAUCGACACCCAAGCAGCAGGCCACGCAGGCACUUCUAUCGACGAGCUUCAACCGGCUGAAGAGGCCGUCACGAUCGCGAUUGCAGAACAGACGGGUAGCCAAGUACGGAGGCGGCAGCGAUGAGGAAGCGGCCGGUCAGAGAGAUCUCGCCAAGAAAGAAGAGGAGCCUGGCAAGAGAAUCGACAUGGACGGGGCGCACGAGGGAGACAGUCUUCAAUGUGUUGUUGUUGCUGCUGCUGCUGAUGUUGUGUCCGACGGUGCCCUUCUCCCGCGGGAGCUGCGGCCGACCGAGGCCAGCCACAGCCGGCUCGAGGCCCUGCCCGAGGGCUUUCUCGUCACCGGCCGGGCCUCGCUACAGGACGAGCUGGACGGCUGGACCAUCCCGCGCGGCUACAGCAUGCGCAUCAACGGCACGCGGUCGCACGGCCGGCGCCAAAAGAUUCGCAUGGUCUGCUUCCGCGGUGGCCGAUCGCGGCUGCGACCCAAGGACGAAGACCGGGCGGUGAUGGCGGCAACGACGGCAACGACGGCAGCCAGAGGGCCAGACGAUGAUAUGACCAACGAGCACGACAACGAGGCCGACCAGGUCAUGUCGAUGAUCGACGGCCCUGCGCAUGGCCACGGCCACGCAUACGCUCUCCCGUCGACGUCCCGACGGCGCCAGCGCAAGCCCACGACCGACCGCAUCUCCAAGAAGUGCGAGUGUCCCUUUCGGUUCGAGCUCGUCGAGAUCGGCCCUGGCGCCGACCGCUACGCCGUCCACUACACCAACGACGAUCACCGCCGCCACAACCACGCCGCCGCUGACCUGAUGCUGGAUCCGCGCGCCCGCAAGCUGCCGGCCGCGCUCAAGGACGAGGUCGACCAGUGGCUGCGCGGUCCUGGCGGCAAUGCCAGUGCCAGUGCCAGUGCCGACGGCAGCGACGGCCUCGACGGCCCCUGGUCCAUUGCUCGGAUCCAGGCUGAACUGCAGCGACGUGGCUACGGUCACGUGCUCGACUUUGACCUGCGCAACCGCAAGCGCGCGCUGCUGCACAAGGAACGCCUGGCGCAGCUCAAGACCGAAGGCGCCGCCAGCAGCGACAGCAACGCAAGCAGCAGUCCGACCGCCGUCGCCGCCGUCGUCGCUGGAAACACGGCCGAAAACUCGUUGUGA